Jatropha curcas is the source of this 1140-nucleotide messenger RNA. RefSeq names its product ER membrane protein complex subunit 7 homolog. Gene Ontology annotation, molecular function: carbohydrate binding. The record is from RefSeq and is a predicted model, not a curated record. Lineage: Eukaryota; Viridiplantae; Streptophyta; Magnoliopsida; Malpighiales; Euphorbiaceae. Gene Ontology annotation, cellular component: EMC complex.
ACAGUUACACUGAACUCCGGUCUUUCAUUUUUCAACGACAUGUCGUUUUCCAUAGAUUAGAAUAAAGAGAACUUGUCGACAAAGGAGGUCGCCAAAGAUCGUACUUCACAUUACAUAACCUGUUGAAACUCUCUCAAAUCUCUGCUGGACUGGUAUAGCUAUGGCGUCCAUCUUCAGAUCGAAACCGGUUAUUCUCAUACUUUUCAUACAAUUAUGCCUUUCUCUCUUCGGUCCGGGCCUUGCGAUUUCAUCCAGUUCUGUAGAUGGUUACACCAUUAAUGGUAGAGUGAAGAUUGCAGCAGGUCUGGGUGCAAAAGGAUUUGGUCUUCCUGGAAAACUAUCCAAUGUCAAAGUUAUUCUCAAUGGUGGCCAAAGCAUCACUUUUCUGAGGCCUGAUGGAUAUUUUUCAUUCUAUAACGUGCCAGCAGGGACUCAUUUAAUUGAAGUUGCUGCAGUAGGCUAUUUCUUUUCUCCAGUCCGAGUUGAUGUUAGUGCCAGAUUCCCUGGCAAGGUUCAGGCAGCAUUGACAGAGAACAGAAGGGGUCUGAGCGAGUUGGUAUUAGAACCAAUCAGAGAUGAACAAUACUAUGAGAUUAGGGAACCAUUCUCUAUAAUGUCUGUUGUCAAGAGUCCAAUGGGUCUUAUGGUGGGAUUUAUGCUGGUGGUUGUGUUCUUGAUGCCCAAAUUAAUGGAGAACAUGGAUCCUGAGGAAAUGAGGAGAGCACAAGAAGAAAUGAGGCAACAAGGGGUUCCCUCCCUCGCAAGCUUAUUGCCGGGAGCACAAAGAUGAACCUUGUCAAUUGUUAGAGGCGAGCUGGAAAAUUCUGCAGCAUUGUGUUGAAAGGCUUUGUUAGAGUCGAGCAGAAUGUUCAAGCAUAUUGUCAAUUGUUAACGAUGUCCAUGGCCAAAAUUUCAUGGAGACUUAAACUAAUUAUAUUGGUUUCAGUUUUUGAAGAUUUCGUUCCAUUUUUGUAUUCCUGGUAUCAUCGUCUUUUUCACUUGAUUGAAGAGCGUACAAAAUAGGAAUUCACAUGCAAUACUUCUAGUGAAGUAUUUGAAUUAAUGUAAUUAGUUAAAUAGGGGCAGAAUGCAUAAGUUUAUCCCUAUACUUUCAAUGAAAACCCUGUAGUUGAACUUUUA